CUCCCUCUCCCUCUCUCUCUCUCCGGGCAGGAAGGAAGAUGGUGUCUGUCAGGAUGCGGUCGUGUUUUCUGUCGCUUUUGCUCCUGAACGUUUUCUACAGCGUCGUCUCCUCGUUGUAUUUUCACAUCGGAGAGACCGAGAAGAAAUGUUUCAUAGAGGAGAUCCCGGACGAGACCAUGAUUAUCGGAAACUACCGGACUCAGCUGUACGAUAAACAGAGAGAAGAGUACAUGCCGGCCACUCAGGGUCUGGGGAUGUUUGUGGAAGUCAAAGAUCCUGAUGACAAGGUGAUCCUGUCUCGGCAGUACGGCUCGGAGGGGAGGUUUACCUUCACCUCACACACACCCGGAGAGCAUCAGAUCUGUCUUCACUCCAACUCCUCCAAGUUCGCCCUGUUUGCUGGAGGCAUGCUGAGGGUUCACUUGGACAUUCAGGUGGGAGAGCACGCCAACAACUACGCUGAGAUCGCUGCCAAAGACAAGCUGACGGAGCUGCAGCUGAGAGUCCGACAGCUGGUGGAGCAGGUGGACCAGAUCCAGAAGGAGCAGAACUACCAGAGGUACCGUGAGGAGCGUUUCCGCCUGACCAGCGAGAGCACCAACCAGCGGGUCCUCUGGUGGUCCAUCGUCCAGACCCUCAUCCUGGUGGCCAUCGGCAUCUGGCAGAUGAGACACCUCAAGAGCUUCUUCGAGGCCAAGAAGCUGGUGUAGCUUCACAGCUGUGUGUGUGUGUGUGUGUGUGUGUGUGUGUGUGUGUGUGUGUGUGUGUGUGUGCGCGCGGAUGAGUGUGUGCUUGGUCUCUACUGAUUGGCGGCUGUCGCCGUCAGAGGAAGAGGAACCGCUGAGAAGACGCGGAGAAAAGCAGCUGUGAGGUUGGGCUUGAAAGACGCCAUCUUUGGUCCCUGUUGACGGUUCCUCAUUGAUUUCCUCACAUGUGCAGUAGACUAUUGGGGGACGAGGGGGGAUGUGACAACGGUAUUUAUUACACAGGGAGCGUUUCACUCUGCUUUGUGUCGGCGUGCUUCUUUAUUAUUUUCAAUGACUUCCCCUUCCUCCCGAUGAGGUCAUGACGUGUUACUGGCCACGAGAGAUGAGCUGCAGUCUGAUGCAGAAAUAAUAAUCUUGAUUCAAUGGUAGACUGAUUUUGUGGAACUUUUUUUUUUGUUUCGUCCAUGUGGAAAAUCCGCAAAGACGUUAAAGCGCUGCUGCCGUUGUUGUUUCUGUUGUUGUUUGCUUCUGAGGCGGCGAGAUACUGAAGCACUCUGACCUCAGUGUUUGGUUUAACAUCAACUGAGCAGCACUCAACAACGAAACACUUCAGGUUUCCACCUGCAGACCUUAAAGUGACCGUAGCGAUGUUCUGAGGGGUGUUUUGAUGAGCUUUGUGUUCAACUCCAUUCAGAUGGAGCAUCUGCUGUGGACGUGCUUUAGACUCUUCAAGUAUAUUUAGAAUAUUAUCUCCUUAGUGGCUGUCAGACAGUUGAAGUUGUUACCUGUAAUCUCUUCGAAGACACCAGACUCCAUUCACACAAACAGUCGUUUUAGCUCCAACCACUCAGGGGUUCCUGGUCUUCUGCUGCCUCCGUCUGCUAGUUAGUUUGUGUUGUUGUGUGACUUCGGUGAAUCUGAAUACCGAAGUCACACAACAACUCAAAGUAGCUCACGGACUGAGUCAGCAGUCGACCAGAAGCUACCGUGUUACUGGAGGUUAAAUGAGUGUUUUCUUAAUGGAGUCUGGUGUCUUUGAAGAGAGCACAGAUUUCAGAACGGUUCUUCUGACAGCACAUUAAAGAGGUUAAAAUAUUCUUUUUUCUCUUUAAGGUGUCUAAAAUACAUCCACAGCAAUACUCUGCAGGUAGUAGUACACACAAGUACCUCAUUUAGCCACACUUCUACCUUUACUGUAGUGGAGGAGUCAUUACUCUCAGCACAUUUGAAAUAAAAGUCCUGUUUAUGGGACCCCAUUAUCCUCAUCACACAUCCGUAGACUACAAUUCCAGCCGUCUGUUUUAUUGAUGAAGUGGAGAUUUUUAUUGGCGGUUCAUCGGUCAGCGCGUCGCCACCACUUUGAUCUCAUUCCUCCAGAUGUUUCUCCUUUCAGGUAUAAAAAAACAACAACCUGGAAAACGGUCAGACUAUAGUUUCGUUUUCAAAGUCGCGCUUCCAGUGAAAAGAAUCUGGAAUAUUUGAAAAGGGCCGAUUUUAAAAUAAGCUCUUAAGGAAUAGUUUCCUUCUAAGAUUUGGUUCCUUUCUGUUCUUCCUCUGCUGGUUUUUAGGUUGCUGGAAUCUUUCAGGACUGUUGGUUUGAAUCAGUUGGGUUUUAGGGUGUGGAAGUGGCUUGAUUUAAUUUUAUUUUUGGAGAGAUUCUGUCCAUGUGAAAUCUAAAAUUGCACUCGGAAUAAAGUUUGUCACAUUUGAAGUGCU
Messenger RNA from Gasterosteus aculeatus aculeatus (three-spined stickleback), 2423 nucleotides. RefSeq names its product transmembrane p24 trafficking protein 9 (gene tmed9). The record is from RefSeq and is a predicted model, not a curated record. Lineage: Eukaryota; Metazoa; Chordata; Actinopteri; Perciformes; Gasterosteidae.